Molecule: messenger RNA, 3681 nt
Organism: Schistosoma mattheei
Lineage: Eukaryota; Metazoa; Platyhelminthes; Trematoda; Strigeidida; Schistosomatidae
Source: the annotation of a GenBank genome assembly
AUGUCCAACUCGACUCCUAAUUUGGGCCACCUCUACUCACACUUACCUCGACAUCACACAAAUCAAACUUUAAUUGCCGAACCUGAAGAAUAUGACCAAUAUAUAUCCGACGAUUCACAGAUACAGCAGUUGUUUCCUGACACAGUCCAAUCCAUGCCAUGUUCGCCUAGAGUCAAUGAACUCCUUGAGGAUCAAUGUGUCAUCGACCCCAGCUUUACUAAUUCUGAACAUUUUGGACACAUUUACCAACCAAAUACAAAUCUCAACAUAUAUGAGUUCUACGAAUGUCAGCUAAAUAAACAGCUAACAAAGUUGAGUAUGCUUCACGCUCAACAAUUAAAUAUUCAGGUUUUGUUAGAGCGUGAAUGGCUGAAAUUGCACAAGCUGAAUUGUUUGAAAAUGGCUAAGUAUGGAUAUAACGAUAUUAAAAAAUCCGAAAACUAUGACCAAUCUCAAUAUUCAUUUAUUGAAAAUAUAAAUAAUGCAAGACAUGUACAUUCAACAAGUAGCACCAAUACAAUACCAGUUCAUUCACCUGAAAUGCGUAAUAUGAAUUCAUUUAGGCAUCAUAAUGAUUUACUUUAUUUAAGUAAAAAUUUCAAAUCUGCUGAAUGUGGACUAAAUAAUUUAGAUGGUGGUGAUAACCAAGUAUUUAAUAUUGAUACCUAUAAUGAUAAUGUUUUAGCAAGAAUGCAAGAACGAAGUCGUAAUAGUGCAGAUGAAGGAACAUUCAACUUGAAUUCAAAUUACCGCAUGAUUUCACCAAAUUAUACAAUGAAAGAUAGAAAACCUGUACAUAAUUUAAAUUCAACUAUACUUUAUAAUAGAGAUCAUCUCUACUCACAAGAAUUACUGAAUCGUUUAAUUCAAAGUUCACAGUCAAACGGUUACACAAAUUAUACACCAGUUUUUAACAAACCGUCACAUAAAUUAUCGACCAAAAAUAAUUAUCAUUUUUCGGAAUUAAAUAAUCAACAAAUUAUCAAAAAACCAAGUGUACCAAAAAGUGGUUCACCAUCGAAAGGAAGUUAUUUAACUUCUUCCGAAAUUGAAAUUCACUUACCAAGAGAAUAUCAAUCUUUUCAAUCAAAUCAACAUUCAAAGAAUUCAUUUCAACCUACUAUAAAUUCUAAUAAUAUCGGUAUAAACAAUCAAAAUUCAACAAAAACAUUUUCGGAGAACCAAAAUUUGAAACAAUCCAAAUUGAAUAAAUGUUCAGGUUCUGAUCGAUUAUCUUCAAAGAAAUAUUUAAAAUCUGAUUGUAGAAAGAAACUUUUAUUAAAUCGAGAUGAUUCGAAACUACCAAUAAAUAGAUCUAAAAGUCCACCACAAAUGUUUAUAUUACGUAAAAGUGCAUCACAACCUUGUAUUUACAAAAAUGAUAUAAAUAAGGAAGAAAUUAACAGGUUGAGUCCCCCUCAAAAAUAUCCUCUUAUCAAACAGAGUAGUGAAUUGAAUGCAAACAAAUCAUCAACUGAAUCAAUUGAUAGAGAAAUUUUGGAUAUUGAUUAUAAGGCUUCAACAUCGUUAUGGUAUGAUCACAAUGAUAAUAAUAGUAAUGUGAAGAAAAAUACUUUUAAUGGUCUUGUUAAUCAUGGUAAUGAUCAACACUGUUUACAAGAUACUAGUCAAUUAUUACCAUCAUAUCCUCGUAUAAUAAAACAAGUUUCUAAAUUGCCUAAACAUAUUGAAGUGGAUAAAGAAAAAGAUUAUGAAUAUAGUUCAAAUUCAACAAGUCAGUCAAGUACUUCAAAUAUCACAAAUAAUCAUAUAAAAACUAAACAUAAAUCUAUGACGAAUUAUCAAUAUAAUGAUAAUAAAUUAAAAGUUAUUCAUGCAACUGAUAAUACAAAUAGUGUGAAGAAGCCGAUAUAUGAACAAAAUGAAACUAGUUAUAAUAACGUACAUAUAUCAAGAGAAUGUAAACAAAAUAAUAUUAUUGAUCACAAUGAUUCCUCCAUCUUAUCAAACUCUUUGUCUACGCUAAAAUUGUCGAAUGGAACUGCAAAUCAACAAAACCGAAUCAUAAGUAGCAACUGCACUACUGCUAUGAUAAAGACUAAUAAUAAUAGUAAUAAUAAUGGUGAUUUGAAUAAAUUUAUAAAGCAUACAUCCGAUGAUCAGUUGAAUAAUUAUGAGUUAGAUUUAACAAAUGACUCUGGUAUAUCAUCUGUGAAUAAAGAUUCGAUAAUACCAAGUGGUGUAAUCUGUUUACAUAAAGAAAUUAAUCAUAUGGUAUUUGGUCCUUCUCGCAAUCCACUCAAUAAUGCUGUGUUGAAUUUCACAAUUAGUGAACGAAUAAAUACACCAACGUGGUUAGCUUUAUGCACGGAUGAAAUGAAAGUUUAUGUCUAUGAUUUAUGGACCCAUAGUUGUUUAACAGAAUUUAUGAAUCAUGCUAUUUCAUCAACGAGUCCUGUAAUACAUCUAUUCUCAUUGAAUCCACUAGAAUAUUCUGAUAAUUCAAAAGCACAUGUUGGAUUUCUAUGUGUUGUUCAAAAGAAUGGAAUUUUAACACUAUAUAACAUAGCUACUCGAAAUAUGAUUUCAAGAACAAUAUUGGAAUGUGAAGUAUAUUGUGCUAGUUUAAUUCCAUGUCAAGGUAAACUAGAUCAAUAUUUACCUCAAUCUAUAUUCAGUAUUGAUACAUAUGGUUCAUUAACUAUUUCUCAAUGGAAAAUUAUAACAAAUAAUAAAGAUACAGUUCUCAAUGAACCUACAUUAUGCGAUGAAACAUUAGAAAUUGGAACAAACAUUUUUAAAGAGAUAUCACGUAAAGGAAAACAUGGAGAUUUUAAAUAUUGUACAUAUAUUCACGACAACUUUCGUUCACAACCCAAUGGUGAAUUAAAAUUAAAUAAAACAAACUCAAAUAUUGAUAAUUCACAAAUGUAUUCAUUCAAUGAUAUAAAUCCAUGUGAAUUUAGUUUUAUUACUGCAGCUUAUGAAUGUACAAGAAGAAAAAUUCUACGUUUAACAAAUUGGAUUUGUAAAAGUAAAGGUUUACGUAAUACUGUAUCAUAUAAUAAAAUUUUAUCAAAUGAUCCUAAUUCUAAUUUAAUUGAUAUGACAGUUGUUGAAAGUGGAUGUUCUGGUAGUUUAUGUAUGUGUUUUACAAAUGAAAUAUUUUGGCUUAGUUUACAUACAUUUGAUAUAUUAUCCAAAUUUAAAUUACCUACAUUUAUGCAACCAAUUAAUUGUUUAUCAAAAUCAUGGCCACAACCAGCUGAUUUAAAUCAAUCUCAGCAUAGACGUACAUGGAUAUCUGUAAAUAGAAAUCGUUUAUUAGAAAUUUCUCCAUUUGAAAGUCAACGUCGAUUAGAUACAAAAGGUAGAAGUUGUCUAUUAGUUUGCCCUGUACUAUCAACUGAUUCACAGAUUACAACUGUUUCAUCGGGUUUAGGUAUUACACCCAUUAUUGCAACAGCGUUAGAAAAUGGUGAAAUUCAUCUAACACAUAUCCCUGAAUCUUGUUUUAGUUGUAUGGUUGAAUUUUGUUCUCUUGGUUUUAUCAAUAAAAAUGAAUUAGUGAAUCAUGUUGUACAAGAUCAUUAUUUAGGCGAAUCAACCGAUGAAUUUCGAUGUAAUUGGGCUUCAUGUGAUCUAUAUCUUCCGUUGAAUUGUUCACAAUUUAAUAAAGAGAUAUUAGAAGAUCAUGCUCAUCAACAUGUAUAUUCAUAA